This is a messenger RNA of Hibiscus syriacus, 905 nucleotides long. Its product is annotated as F-box protein PP2-A13-like. Lineage: Eukaryota; Viridiplantae; Streptophyta; Magnoliopsida; Malvales; Malvaceae. The transcript is spliced from 2 exons. Gene Ontology annotation, molecular function: protein binding. The record is from RefSeq and is a predicted model, not a curated record. Bases 36 to 890 code for a protein of 284 amino acids.
GUCCAAAGUGGAUCAGAUCUCCCCGUGUCUUUUUAAUGGGUGCCAACAUAUCUGGUUCUGUGGUUGACAGAGAUGGUGGUGGUUCUCCUUUGAAGCCAAGACUCGGUGACAUACCGGAGAGCUGUGCGGCCUUGGUUCUGGCCAAGUUAGACCCGCCUGAGAUCUGCAAAUUGGCUCGGGUGAACCGAUCUUUCCACGGUGCUUCGUCGGCAGAUUUCAUAUGGGAAUCGAAGUUGCCAUCGAGUUAUAAGUUCAUUGUGGAGGAAGUGCUAAGAGAUACAACUCUGCUGAACCUGCAGAAGAAAGAACUUUACGCCAAACUAUGCAGGCCUAAUCCCUUUGAUGCCGACACAAAGGAGAUCUGGUUAGAUAAGAAUACAGGUGGGGUUUGUUUAUCGAUAUCUACCAUGGCGUUAACCAUCAUCGGGAUUGAUGAUCGCCGGUACUGGACUCGUAUUUCCACCGAGGAAUCUAGGUAUCCCACAGUAGCGUACCUUCAGCAAAUAUGGUGGUUCGAGGUUGAUGGAGAGGUGAAGUUUCGGUUCCCGGCGGGAACAUAUAGCCUAUUCUUCAGACUUCAGCUUGGGAAAUCUUCAAAGAGACUCGGUCGUCGUGUUUGUAACUCCGAGCACAUCCAUGGAUGGGAAAUAAAGCCCGUUCGGUUCCGGCUAACGACUUCGGACGGUCAAAGUGGUGAAUCACAGUGUUAUUUAGACAAUCCCGGAAGCUGGGUCCUUUAUAAAGUAGGAGAUUUUGUUGUGAAAAAUCGUAAUGCAUUGAUGAACAUCAAGUUUUCAUUGACUCAGAUCGAUUGUACUCACACCAAAGGUGGUCUUUGUAUCGAUGCUGCUUUAAUUUAUCCCACUAAUGUAGCUAAAGAUUGUUCAUGAGAAGUUUGUGAGAUU